AUGGCUGUCGAAGGUAAAGUCAAGCAUCGAAGAUCCAAAAGAGCCUGCACUGGUUGUAGGCAGAUUAAAUUGAAAUGUGAUGCAAUAGAGAGGUUUCCAAAAAAGUGCACGAGAUGUCAAAGACUAGGUCAUAUUUGUGAAAUAGAUUCCGGUUUCAAGAGAGAACCGGCGAGAGCCGCCAGAGUAUUUAAACCGCACGAUCACAAGGAUUUCUUGAAUGUCAUGAUUGGUUCAUCGGACGACUCGCCAGCUCGGAAUUUCCAAGAAGUCAACACAGGAAAUGUUUCACUUAUGACCCUGAAAGCACAUCUGAACCAUCCGCCCAUUUCAUCGAAUAAUCGAGAAUUGUUUCCAGCGUUAUUGACCUUACGUCAAAAUGUAAUAGAUCCUGAUAUUCCCUAUGAUAAAGUAAGGUUGAUGUUUGAAACAUUCUUUCUUAACAAUUGGCUUCAUUUACCUAUAUCAAAGAGCUUAUUAGAUCCUAUAUUUCUCUGGGAAAAGAACUACAAGUUACUAUUUUAUGCAAUAUGCCAUGCAGCAUGCCCAGCUUGUUGUCCAGAGUUUGAGCCGUUUCUAGAAAUGAAGUUGCGAGAGCUUCUUUCCACAAGCGACUCAACAUUUAUGAUUGAUCCUUUUCAUUCUUUGAGUACUAUUUUUGGUCUUCUUGUCAUUUGCUAUUGGCCAUUGAGAACUGCAAGUCUACAAAGUGACGAUUCUUUAAUGUAUAUCAGUCGUGCAACAAAUCUAGCAAUGAAGAUUGGCUUACACCAACUUUCAUAUUCCCGAGAGUAUUGCAUUUCAGCUGAUGAUUCACUACGACAGCAAAUGGAAGCAGCCAGCAUUGCGUGGGCUGGUUGCUUUAUUUCAAGUACUUUGUUUAACUCAUUUGUCGGAAUCCCCAAUUCUCUUCCUUUGCUUGUGAAUUCCUUGAACAAGAUCGAUGGUAAUGAAUACUUGGCAGAAUUUAAGGUUCAAUUGAAAGUAUGUCACGUAAUUCAGGUUGCAUUGAACACCCUUGGGUGUAACUCUGACACCGACUACGGAAUGGUUGAUCCAAUUAUCAGAGGUACUCAGCACAAAGCAAUCAUAGAUAACCUAUCUCUCGUUCAAUCUGAAUUUUCACAUUGCAGCGAAGUCAGCGAAUUAAUAUGUCUACACGCAAAGCUCCUUAUUCAUUCGUUUCUUCUAGCUCCAGAUACGUUGGAAAAAGAUCGCAAAUCUGCUGUCACUUCACUAUACUUGGUGUGUGUCAAAAGUAUUGAAACUUUAGUGGAGCUACAUGACUCUGACCAAGAAGGUACAAUCGCAUUGCCGAUCUUUGUAGUUGUGACUACAACUAUGUCUGCCAUUAUAUUGUUUGGGUUAAGCAUUUGUUCGUAUGAAUCAUUGAUAGAUAAAGACAUGGCAAGAAACUCUUUAUCGAACUUCUUUAGAAUAAUGCAAAAUUUGGCUAGGCGACCGGAUGAUUCAGCAACAAGGGCCAUGAGAUUAUUAAACGGUUUGCAAACAUUACACACUAAGAAGCUAAUCAAUGAACCGAUUUUUACAGUAAGAACCAGAAUGGGAGCAAGCGGGUUUUGGAGUUUAUUGCUUACAUUCAAAAGAGCACAGUUAGCAGAGCGGAGAGAAACAGCUAACAUCCAAGAGGCAUCAUCACAAGACAUGAGAACAAAAAGUCUAGAUGAUGAUGUACUGGUCACCAGCAUAGACCAAGUCAUGCAAGUUUCCAGUUCGGAUGGAAGUUCGACAGCGAAUAUGAUCGACACCUUCUUCGGUAACAUGUUCGAUCUACUAUGGGAUGAUA
Molecule: messenger RNA, 1804 nt
Organism: Scheffersomyces stipitis CBS 6054
Lineage: Eukaryota; Fungi; Ascomycota; Pichiomycetes; Serinales; Debaryomycetaceae
Product: Zn(II)2Cys6 transcription factor
Exons: 1
Biological process (GO): regulation of DNA-templated transcription
Cellular component (GO): nucleus
Molecular function (GO): transcription cis-regulatory region binding; zinc ion binding; DNA-binding transcription factor activity, RNA polymerase II-specific
Source: RefSeq, a predicted model, not a curated record